Messenger RNA from Candida tropicalis MYA-3404, 1830 nucleotides. RefSeq names its product sugar porter family MFS transporter. NCBI's taxonomy places the organism in Eukaryota, Fungi, Ascomycota, Pichiomycetes, Serinales, Debaryomycetaceae. Gene Ontology annotation, cellular component: membrane. The record is from RefSeq and is a predicted model, not a curated record. The coding region runs from base 1 to 1830 and encodes 609 amino acids. Gene Ontology annotation, biological process: transmembrane transport. Gene Ontology annotation, molecular function: myo-inositol:proton symporter activity. The transcript has a single exon.
AUGACCGAAAAAUCACCACCACAAGAAUCAUUCACUUCUAAAGUUUCAGAAUAUGAAACGGAUAUCAAAGAAGAAGAAUCAGACUACACCAAUGUUCUUACUAAAUAUUCCCAAGAAGAAGUCAUGGGUAUGGGUAAAAUUUACGCUCAAGAACAUGGUUUAGAUGAAGAAUUGUUUGCUCAAGGUGCUGCGGUUGCACAAUUUCCCCAACGCUACCAAUCGUUUAAUUUCUUAGAUGACGAGCAGAAACAAGCACUUGAAAAAGAAUCAAAACAUCGUUGGAGACUUUCAAAAAAACUAUAUGAAGUUGUUGCUGCUGGUGCCGUAUCAGCUGCUGUUCAAGGUUGUGAUCAAGUCGUUAUUAAUGGUGCUACAUUAUUUUACCCUGAUGCAUUUGGAAUUACUCUGAUGAAAAAUGGUGAUUUGAUACAAGGGUUGGUUAAUGGUGCACCUUAUUUAUGUGCAUCUUGUAUUGCUUGCUGGAUGUCAGAUUGGUGUAACCAAAGAGUUGGUAGAAGAUGGGUUAUAUUUUGGACAUGUGUCAUUUCUGCUGUCACUUGUAUUUGGCAAGGUUUUGUUAAUAAUUGGUGGCAUUUAUUCAUUGCUAGAUUUAUGCUUGGAUUUGGUGUUGGAAUCAAAUCAGCAACAGUUCCACCUUAUGCAGCUGAAUGUGCACCUAAACAAAUCCGUGGAUCAUUAGUUAUGUUAUGGCAAUUCUUCACUGCUGUUGGUAUUAUGUUUGGUUAUGUGCUUUGUUUAGCAUUUUAUCGAGUUCCCGAUUUAUGGGUAACCACUGGUUUGAAUUGGAGAUUAAUGCUUGGAUCAGCUGCAUUACCAGCAUUUAUUGUUUUGGUUCAAGUUCCUUUUAUUCCAGAAUCACCUCGUUGGUUAAUGGGGAAAGGAAGACACAAGGAAGCGUUUGAAUCAUUGCAAAAAUUACGUUCAAGUAACAUUUCUGCUGCUAGAGAUUGUUUCUAUCAAUAUAUUUUACUUAAAACAGAAGGCUCAUACAAAAUUCCUACUUGGAAGAGAUUGAUUGAAAUGUUUACUGUUCGCCGAAACAGAAAUGGGGCAUUAGGUGCUUGGAUUGUAAUGUUUAUGCAACAAUUUUGUGGUAUAAAUGUCAUUGCUUAUUAUUCAUCUUCUAUUUUCAUCGCCGCUGAUUUUUCAGAAAUUGAUGCAUUGUUAGCUUCGUGGGGAUUUGGUAUGAUUAAUUUUACAUUUGCUAUUCCUGCUUUCUUCAGUAUUGACAGAUUCGGAAGAAGACCAUUGUUGUUAUUUGCUUUCCCCUGUAUGUGUGUAUUUUUGUUAAUUGCUGGUUUUGGAUUCUUGAUCGAUGAUAUGAAUGGUAGAUUGGCUAUGGUUACAACUGGGGUUUAUCUUUUCACUGCGGUUUAUUCCAGUUCUGAAGGUCCAGUUCCAUUCACUUACUCUGCUGAAGCUUUCCCAUUAUAUAUUCGUGACUUAGGUAUGAGUUUUGCCACGGCAACUUGUUGGUUUUUCAAUUUCAUGUUGGCAUUUACUUGGCCAAGAUUACAAAAUGCAUUUAAACCUACUGGUGCUUUUGGAUUUUAUGCUGCAUGGAAUUUAAUUGGAUUUUUCAUGGUGUUAUGGUUCUUGCCAGAAACCAAAGGAUUGACUUUAGAAGAAUUAGAUAGAGUGUUUGCUGUUUCUGCUUUCAAACGUGCCAGAUACCAUACAAGAGCUUUCUGGAAUGGAAUUGAAAGGAAAGUUUUCCGUCGUAACAUUGAACCAUUACCUCCUUUGUACAGUGAAAAGGAAGGUGAAGUUGAAGUUCUGGAAAAACCACAAGUUGAACAUCUUGAAUAG